UGUAUUUAACCAAUAAUUAAACCCUACAGGCUAAACCAAUUGUCAGCUAUUAAUUAAACCUGCUAAUAUAAACUUUAAAAAAGCUUUAAAAACUUUUAUAACUAUUGUAUAUUUUGAAGAUGAAGGCACAUUUUAAUGUUACCUGAUUUCCCUCAAACGGCGGAAGUAAAAACCAAACAGAGUUAUCUAAAGUUUGUCAUAGUCGGUAGGGGGGCGCGUGAAGCUCUUAGCAUCGCGCACAGUAGAGUCGCGUCUCGCGCGCAGGUCGCGUGCGCGCACACCUUGAGUGAUGUCACUAGGAUACGUGCGGCUAAUGUUGUAAUAGUUUUUGGAACUCGGAUUGCGUGUGCUUGUGCUGUGCUGUGUACUAUGGUCGCGAUGGUGGCCUCGGCGUCUGGAUACGGCACGUUGCGCCGUUUUCUGAGCGCUCCGGAAGGCCAACAUGAUGUUGAAGAGGUGGGCGCAGCCCCAAGCACUUCCGUCGCUGUUUCGUCGAAACAGCGAGCGUCGAUCAAAUGGCUGCUUGCGAAGGCGUUCAACAACAGGGUCCCGGAGAAUCUUCAAGAGCCGUUCUAUAGGGAUCAUGAGGAUCAGGAACACCUGAAGCCACCGAUACUGGGUGGUCUCGCGAACGCCGAGCUUUACUGCCUAGCGCUGGCCAACAUGUACUCGGAUCCCAAUUACCAUAGCCUGAACCACUGGAACAUCCUGCAGACUCUCGCGAGGAAAGGCGUCCACGUGCCAGACCCGCCUGACUGCGCGCUCACUGAGACCGUGCUUAUACAAACCAAUCCACUUAAAAUGAGCGCGCACAUGGCAGUAAUGGAAGCAAUUAUGGUGUUAUAUGCUCGCGAAGUGGUCACGCUGGACCGGGUGUCAGCGGCGGCGCAGCGCUUCGGCACAAGCCAGCCUCUGCCAGUGGGUUCUUCGAUCCCCCACGAGGAUGGCUUGCUGUGCUGGAUCAACGCGGCUUGCACGGCGUUAAAUAAGGCUGAGGAGGACCAAUCACAGCACGUGCCAAUGGUAAAAAACCUCCAAGAACUAUGUGAUGGCACAGCUCUCGCUGCGCUUAUAUCAUUCUACUGUCCCGAAGCCCUACCGCGGUCGGCGGUCAGGGUGGGACGGAUGGCUUCAAUACAAGACUGCCUGCACAAUCUCAUGCUGGUAUACGACUUUUGCCAGACUAGUCUACCGCACAACGUUUUUCAUAUGAUGCCUGAAGACGUCACUUACAUGCGAGGGUCAAUGCGACAAAAUUUAAUAGCAAUGCUGGCGGAUCUCUUCAACAUGCUCGAAGUGCAUCCUGUCAAAUCAGUAAAAUACCCUGGAAGCGUGGCGCGCGACUGCAACUCGCACGGCGUGCGGCACAAGCGCUGCCUGCCGCCGCCGCCGCCCGCGCCCAUCCCCGACCUCCGCGGGGACCAGCUCGCGGCGCCGGCGCACGGCCAGCCCUUCUCAGUACCUCGGUCGCCGUCAGCUUGCGCAAUGCGGCCGCGCGCGCCCAGCGGCCGUUCGGCGUGCUCCACGCCCGAGCGGCGCAGCUGCAGCCCGCAGAGGGAAGAGUUCGUCGUGCACAGAGGCAGGGGAAUCACGACACUGUCCUCUGUUGCUAGACGAGAUGACGACAAUGUAUCAGUGGACGCAAACCUGACAGCAGCGGGUAGACCGUCGAAUUGGGGGGAUAGCCGCGAGGCGUCGUUCGCUGGCCGCAGGUCACGGCGCUCCUCUAUCACAGAGGACAGCCAGCUCACUGUCGAGAACUUCGGAGGGUCCCAGGAUAGAUUACACUUCGCUGGUCGCAAUCCCGAGAAGGAACUCGCCACGUUGGCCAAUGUUAGGAAGAUAUCUGCGCCUGCAGGUCCAUUAGACUACAACCCUCCUCUUCGAUCGUCGCGACAAGACAUCCGCAGUUCGAUACAGUUCUGCCACGGCGACUUCCAAAACGGGCAAGACGACUCGCGACAAAAAGUCGAGCGUCAACAUUCGCAACCUCAAAACACCGAACACGACCAGCCAUAUUUCCCCAUACGACGUCAACUGAGCAGCGACACGAUCAAUUUGACCCAGAACUACGGUUUUAGUCAUAAAGGGGGUGGCGACGGGGGCUUCUACCUCAACGAUAGGGACACGACUGACGGCGACGGCACGAAAAUGAGCUUCGCCGUUUUGAAUAACAUUAGGAGUAAUGGCGACCAGACAGGUCUUCAAUCGAUAUUUAAUCAAUCAGAGAGUGAACCCCCGGAGCGGCGGAAAACAUCAUUCUCCACACCACCGGCCAACACUACUACGUGGCAACAGCAAUUUAUGCAACAAGAAAAUCAACCCAACGGCGAUGACCUCUCAGACGACGUGACAACCUCGCCUAGCGGGGGUCAAGCUAUGGCGGCGCAAUUAAACAAUAUUAGACUGAAAUUAGAAGAGAAACGACGCCGCAUCGAGCAGGAAAAACGGAGGAUGGAGCUCGCAGUGAAUAAGCAAAGACAACAGUUAGGACAGCAGGCGUUCUUACAGGCCGUUACCAGAGACACAUAUUUGCAAUGCCAGUUGGCCUCCUUGGGCAAAGGUGCGCGCACGCCGGCAGACGACGACACCAAGGACUCUAACCUCCACCAGGACAUGGCUGAACACCAUAUUCAAAACGUAGAUGCCGGCGCGCUAGAGCAAUAUCAACAAUCUAUAGCCAAAAUGAAUUCCAGUCUUCAAGACAUCCAGAGCGACAUCGCGCGGUUGGCCAGCCAACAAAACCAACUACAGCAGCAACAGAACCAACAGCAGCAGGCUAAACAGCAGUUCCAACAGCAGAGUCAGCAGAAGCAGAUGUAUUCGCAGCCACAGGUGCCGCAAGCACCACCACAGUCGCCUUAUCAACCCCAAUAUCAACCGAGCAUUCCACAGUUGCACAGCCAAUUCAGCUCGCAGCACAAUGUGUCGCGGCCCGGCCUCAACACCGGCUUCGGCUCCACGCCGCACAUCCCGCAGCAGCACAUCUACCAACAACAGCAGUACCACCAACAGCAGUACGAGGAGCCUCGGCAGUACCAGUACAGGGAUAUAGACGAGUACAACCGGCAGCAGUUUUACUUGCACGACAGCCCGCCGCCGCCGCAGCGGAGGACCUGGGCGCAGCACGCGCAGCAGCAGCAGGAGAACGAGUCGCGGGGCUGGCAGCUCCAUCAGCAAAACCACCAGCAGUACCCGGCCCCGCACGAGGCGCCCCGCGCCUGGAAGGCGCCGUCGCCGUCGCCGCAGCACGACGCGUGGGCGCCGCAGCAGCCGCAGCAGCCGCCGCCGCAGCCUGCGGCCUUCGUGCUGCACGAGCGGGAGGGCCGCCCGGCGGGCCAGCCGUUCCAGAUCCACUACGCGGGCGACCGCUACCAGAACGGCGACGCGCCCAACCACCCCAGCUACACGGUGGCGGGCGCGUCGCCCUGCGGCAGUCCGCUGCGCGCGCGCACGCCGCAGCGCGCGGCCGAGGCGCGGCGCGAGCCCGUGAGCCUGCAGCAGCUGCAGACGCCGGUGCCGGCGCCGCCGCCCGCCGACAUGGAGCCGCAGAACAUCUCGUUCAUCGGCAGCGCCGAGGCCGACGCGCCGCGCCACGGCAUCGACCGGCUGCACAUCUCGUCGGGCACGCGCACCUACCGCAUCCCGUCGCCCACGCGCCCGUCGCUGGGCCGCGACUCGUUCCGGCGGCCCGAGGACGAGCGCGCCGAGAAGGGCUUCUACAUCUCCUUCGACGACGAGCAGCCCAAGCGGCCCAAGCCGCCGCUGCGCGCCAAGCGCGGCUCGCCGCGCAAGGAGCGCACGCCGUCGGCCGGCGCCAGCCCCGAGCGCGGCCCCGACGCCUGGGCCCCGGCCGAGCCCCUCACACAGCCCCUCACACAGCCCCUCGCCCGGCCCUUCGCCCAGCCCUUCGCCCGGCCCGCCGAGCCCGCCGCGCUGGUCGUCGGCGAGGUGCCAGUGGACCCGAACUCGGCCGAGGAGAUGGAGCGCAAGAAGGAGCGCAUCAUGCUGAUGUCGCUGCAGCGGCGGCAGCGCGCGGACGAGGCGCGCGCGCGGGCCGAGGCGGCGGCGGCCGCGCGGAAGGCGCGCGAGGACGCCGCCAACGAGCAGAAGCUGGCCCGCAAGGAGGAGCAGGCCCGGCGAAGGGAGGCCAUCCUGCAGCAGUACAAGCUCAAGAAGGCCAUGGAGGAGGCCGAGAGAGAGGGCAAAGUGUUCGAUAGAAGCGAAUUCAUGGACACCCUUAAAGGGACUGGCGGGGGCCCCGCACCGCCCGCGGGUCCCCCCACGCGCAUGCGCAACAAGGGUGCCGCGGCGCGCGCGAGGCCCAAGACCAUCCACGUGGACAGCGGCGCGCUGCAAGCUGCGGAGGGCAUGCUCGGUAGCAAACAGCCCAGUUCUACCAACCUAACAGCGGGCUCCAUGCGGCGGGACUACUAUCGCGGCUCGCAGGACAGCCUCGCCGAGCGCGCGGGUCUAUAUAGAGAAUCGCCAGUAGAAGAGCGCGGUGGCAUGUCCCCGGGCAGCGCCUCAAGCGGCCCUCUCGGCCGCCGCGGCUCCUGCAAGACUUCCCGAGAGCGUGUGAGUGAGGAACCACAGACGACACGUGGAAGGUCUAAAUAUUCCACUUACCAGAGUAACUUUAAGGCGGGCCGGAAGUCUAGCUCUCUAAUGAACUUGUGCGACUCGGGGCUGGGCCGCGCGACUCCGCCGCGGCGCGCCGCGUCGCCGGGGCUGCGCGCGCUGGGCUCGCCCGCCGGGUCGGGGCCCGGCUCGCUGCCCGGCGCCAUCGGCAAGCGCCGCCACGUGCCGCAGGACGACCACUCCGACGUCUCGUCCACACACUCCUCCAUCAUGGACUACUCGGGCCCGAGACUCUACAAGCAGCCGACGACAAAAUCGAAUCGCGGUAUAAUGCUAAACGCCGUAGAGUACUGCGUGUUCCCCGGCGCCGUCAACGCGGAAGCGAAGCGGCGGGUCUUGGAGGAGAUCGCGCGGUCCGAAGCCAAACACUUCCUCGUGCUGUUCCGCGACGCGGGCUGCCAGUUCCGUGCACUCUACUCGUACUGCCCCGACUCCGAACAGGUCACCAAACUGUACGGGACUGGCCCCAAGCACGUCAACGAUAGGAUGUUCGACAAAUUUUUCAAGUAUAAUUCUGGUAGCAAAUGCUUCUCGCAAGUGCACACGAAGCACUUGACGGUGACAAUCGACGCGUUUACGAUACACAACUCGCUGUGGCAGGGCAAGAAGACGCAGCUGCCCAGCAAGAAGGACAUGGCUCUGGUGAUAUAAGCGCCAGCCGAGUCGCUCCAAACUCAUUACGAUAUCUAGUCGCCGGCGGCAGUCGAGUCAAGCCUGUAACCUUCAGUUAAACGCUACUGUAGGGCAAUAGUGCCAGUGUCCAUUUGUAUUUUAAAAGUAUCGGUUAGUGCAUUUCCCUGGACGGUCUGUUUCGUUUACGCAAGUGUAACGUCGACCGAUAAGCGUUUAGAAGGGGACGAUCGGUUUUGUAACUAAUCCUAAUAUCAUAAGUAAAAUAAUGUCAUAAGUAUCACUAAUCCAUUGCGCGUGGUGCGAUUGAGCGAUCGCGUCCGCGAUCGGUGCCUGUGUCAUAUUGUACAGUUGGAGAGGUUAUUAAGGAGUUUGUAAGCUCGAAUCAAGUGUAGGAUUUUUUAUACAUGUGCUUCGAUGGGUUUCAUUUGUGAAAGUUUAUCAUGUUGAAUUCGUGUUAUUAUUUGGCGUGCGGAGCUUAGCGCCGGCCUGUGGCGGCUGCGAGCUGUGAUGACCGACCCUUGAAAGACAGUACGGAUGGAGAGCACCGCGCAGGCCGGCCUGUGUCAGGUCGUCGCUGUGUACGCGAAAUGUUGCUCUGUGUAUAAACGCGAUGUUUGCCAUAUGUAUUAGUGAGAUGGUCGAUACGUUCCAAAUUGAAGAAAUUGUCUCAAAUUAUAAAUGAAGCAGCCAAACUGUCGGAUGUAUGCUCGUAUUGUAGAAACAUUGUUUUUAAGUGAACUCUCCCCGUAUCACAUAAAUAAUUAAAUAACAAAUUCACAAACUAAUUAUUGCUUAUUUGUUGUAAUAUUAACUUGUUAGUAAUUAUUUCAAUUUGACUGGAGUAAAAUUAAGAUGAGUACGUAUUUGUUUAAUUGACCCUCGGUUAAUGUUAUUUCAAUUUUCAUUUUUUUACCGCUUGUAUAGCUAAAGUAAGUGAAGGCGCACUUUACGUGGUAAUUGUACUGCCUUAUCGUGUAAAUAAUUGUUUUGUAUACAGCUAUUUAUUAAAAGAAUGUUAAGCGAAAAUUGAUGAAUAUCAUUUUUUCAUUGUUUAAUGAUUGGUCAUCAAUAAUAUACUACCGAUAGUAUAUGGUAUGCAAAUAUAUUGUAUUAUUAAAAAGCAUAACG
This is a messenger RNA of Hyposmocoma kahamanoa, 6402 nucleotides long. RefSeq names its product patronin-like (gene Patronin). Gene Ontology annotation, molecular function: calmodulin binding; microtubule minus-end binding; spectrin binding. Bases 136 to 5292 code for a protein of 1718 amino acids. The record is from RefSeq and is a predicted model, not a curated record. Gene Ontology annotation, biological process: cytoplasmic microtubule organization; negative regulation of microtubule depolymerization; neuron projection development. Gene Ontology annotation, cellular component: microtubule minus-end. NCBI's taxonomy places the organism in Eukaryota, Metazoa, Arthropoda, Insecta, Lepidoptera, Cosmopterigidae. The transcript has 26 exons.